CUUCUUCUACGGGUGCGGCGAGCGUUCAGAGUAUAAUCAAAAUGGCUGCUGCAAGGUUACUAGCGCGUUCGGCUGUCAGAGCGUCCUCCUUGCCCUCCCGGGUGCUGGGGGGCCCUCACCUCGGUCCCCUUCGAGUCCCAGUCCCGCCGGUGGUACCGCUCAGCCGCGGCAUGGCGGCUGGAGGAAUUCCCACGGACGAGGAGCAAGCCACAGGCCUGGAGAAGAUCAUCAUGAAGGCCAUGAAGGAGGGCACCGACCCAUACAGCAUGAUGAAGCCCAAAGAGUACGCCGGCUCCAAAGCCGACCCUCACCUGGUGCCCUCCAUCACCAAUAAGAGGAUUGUGGGAUGCGUGUGUGAGGAAGACAACACAGCCGUGGUUUGGUUCUGGCUCCACCAGGGCGAAGCUCAGCGUUGUCCUUCGUGUGGCUCUCACUACAAACUGGUGGCACACGAGCUCCCCCACUAGGACGCGCCAUCCUUCGGGCGUCGCUCCGGUAACCCCCGCUAACGCGCCCAUGAGCAACAUCCCUCUAGUUCUUCUGCACUCACGCCCUCUCCUCUUUUCUCAUCCGAACCCUCGGCGGAACUCGCUCGUCAAUGUCGUUCCGACGGUAGAAGCGGCUUUUCCAUCUCGAACUCGUUUGAUGCAUUUCACACUCUAGAUGUCGAGUG
Messenger RNA from Corythoichthys intestinalis (scribbled pipefish), 673 nucleotides. Its product is annotated as cytochrome c oxidase subunit 5B, mitochondrial. The record is from RefSeq and is a predicted model, not a curated record. Lineage: Eukaryota; Metazoa; Chordata; Actinopteri; Syngnathiformes; Syngnathidae. The transcript is spliced from 4 exons. Gene Ontology annotation, biological process: mitochondrial electron transport, cytochrome c to oxygen. Gene Ontology annotation, cellular component: mitochondrial envelope. The coding region runs from base 42 to 467 and encodes 141 amino acids.